AUGAGGUUUGCGAUGGGGGGAUGGUGGUGGUGGGGGUUGGGAGGGCGCUUUGACCCAGGGAUAGCCUCCACCUGGUUCUUGGCCGCUGCAGGGCUCGACGACGCGACCUGGCCCGCAGGCCUCUCUCUAUACGCGACCGCCCGCAACGCGCCAGACGCUCGUCACUUUUGGGCCUGGCCUGGCCUGGCCUGCCUGGCUGGCUGGCAAGCACCUCCGACUUCCGAAGUGGCAGGCCAGGGUGCGGCCCUCGCUCGCUCGGCUUCCCGCAGCAGCUCAGCCUCGCCUCGCCUCUGGCCCUUCGGUCUCGCCACCAUCGCCGCCCGCCUUGCUCAGCUUGCUUCUCCCUAUCCGCACAAAGAGCGAGCGAGCGACAAGGCCGCUCCCCAUGGCGCACACCACACCGCAUACCCAGACAUGACCGUCGACGACGACGACGAGUUCGACGCCUUCUUUGACGACGCUCCCCUCGACCCGGAGCUCGAAGAGUCCCUCGCCCAGGUGGAAGCCUCCUAUACUGCUUCCCAGUCGCUCCAAAACAGGCAGCAGCCAAGCGCCACUGCCAACCUCACGGCCGCCGCCCAUGCAUCUGCAGUCCGCACCGCACAGCCGCCUUCCUUCGUGACCCCAAACCUCGGGAGCGGCGUUCGCAAGGGCACCUUCAUCAACCCUCAGAAGCGUCAGAAGCUAUCCAACGGCCUCGCACGCGUCACAUCCGGCGGCCGCACCGGUCUACGGCACGAAGCUGUCAUUCUGGAGGACGACGAGGACCAAGGGGCUUCUCCAUCGCGUCAGGCCCCCACCACCACCAGCAUCGCCCCACAGCCUCACGCUGCCGUUUCGACCAGGCAGCAACCACCUGGGCGCCUGCAGAGACGAUCUCCCGGUGCAGACGAGGUCAUCGUCCACAACCUUCGCGACGAUGAGUUUGGCGACGGCGACGACGACUGGUGGACCGGAAACAACGGCCUCGACCAGGCAGAGGAGGAGGCUAUCCGCAUGUCGCAGCAGCCCGUCUCGCAGCAACCCGUACCCGCCCGCAGGGAACCCCCCACCGUUGCCGCCACUGCCGCCGCCCUCGAGGCGGGGCCACCGCCAAGCGCUCACGAUGUCGACCUCCGACAGCUCAAGCAGCAGCUGCAAGAGCUGCAGAGGGCGGCCAAGCAACAAGAAGAGGCGAUCCGAAAGCUGACGCUCGACAAGCGCGCAAAGGAGGGCGAGGUCGCAGUGGUGCGCCAGAACCUCAACAAGCUCAACCUCGAGAAUGCCAAGCUGCGCGAAAAAGAGGUGCGCAUGGAGCAGGAGCACAAGGCCACGCUCGAAAAGCUCCACGCCGACAAUCAGCGCCAGAUGGAGCGCCUAGAGACGGCCACCGCCUUCCGCCGCGUAGAGCAGGACACCAGCCGCAGGGCCUGGCCCUCGAGCGUCAGGCGCGUGCCGCCCUCGACGCUGCGCGACCGCGAUCGCCGCCAAGAGUCGCAGGUCGCCGCCGGCCUCACGACCCCCACAAAGCGCAACCGCAACGGCGGCCGGCCCAUCACGCCGAGCUCCUCGACCUCGCGGACCCCGCGGACACUGGGUCGUUCGGCGGCACUGGACCGGGCAGAACCCGUCAGCCCAAGCAGGCGAGCCGGUGCGGUCGAGGCGAGCCAUGGUGUCCACGCCCAUGGCCGACCGAGCAGCACAAAGGGAAAGGGCAAGGCCUUCUCCAAGUUCAAAAACUCGUUCGACGAUCCCGGGCUCUUGCCGGCCAAGUUCCAGCCGACAGCCGCAGUGCAAGUCCAUCGACCGGCCUCGGCGCUCGGAUUGAGUCAGGACGCGGUCGACAUCAGCAUGGACGAUGCCCCGUUGCUCGAUCCGCCGUCACCACGAGGGCUGCCGCACACGCCGUCGAAGCGAGGUCGAGACGAGCUUCAUCCUGCGGAAGCUGGCUUCGACUCCGCCGCAUACCGGCGAAAGCAGCGGUACUACUGGGCUGUUGGCGAGCUGGUGCGGAGGCGCGCCGAGCUCGUGGGGCAGGUGCUCAGCCAUACCUGCGCCAUCCCAUCGACGCCUCUCUCGCACCCUAGGACGAGGUACAACCCGAAGGGCUCGCCGCCUGGCAGUCAGCCAUCCGGGUCAAGGCCUUACGACAGCACCAUCCACCGUCUCAUCAACGCCGAGAUCCCUGCGGGCGCGCCUUCGAUUCUCUUGCAGCGGUACGCCCUCGCCACGCAGUACCUCAACGCUGUGCUGACGCAGGGCAGCGUAUCCGACGGCGAGGACCGCUUCCGCUUCUUGCUCGAGCACGACGACGGCUGGGAGGAGGGCCUGGAGGACGGGAUGCAGGACCUGCUCGAGGGCCUCGCCGCCGCACUGCAGACGCUCAUGGGCCUGUUCCUGCGCCUCUGCAUGACCGACUGCCUCCGGGAUACGCUGAAGCUGGCACGGUCGCUGUGCGUGGCGCAUCCACCCCUGGCAGAAAAGAUCCUGACGCCGCAGGACGGCGUGUGGGACUACAGGGCCGAGGAGCGACGGACGCAAGGCAGCGCAUCGGACGCGAUCUCGACCGAAGAGAUCGACACCCCCCGCAGCCUCACCAUCAUCCUGGUCGAGUCAAUCAAGAAGUGCAACGUGGUCCCGAUCUCCGUCUCGUCUCCGGCAUCGACCCUCACUUCUGGCGCGCCGGCGCCUGAAGCCGUGGACCGGGGGCGUCCGAUCGCGACGCAGGCGCAGAGCCAGGCGCGCCGCCUUGUGGAUCGUGAGAGAGCCAGGGCCGCCGCCAACGCCGAAGCAGCGUCAAACCUAGCUGAAGACGAGGACAAGGAGCAGCCGUGGGACAUGGGAGAGGAUGCUCGAGAGGAGCUCGUCGAAGCCGUCGUCGACGUCCUCGAGGUCCUCUGCUGGGCUUUCCAGGGCCAGCCCCUCGAGUCGGCGCUGCGCUUCAUCGGCGAUACCGACGGCUUCCUCUUCACGCUCCUGGACCGGCGGCGGCGGUGCUCGAGCAUCGAACGGACGGUCCGCCUCGUUGCAUCCAUGUCGUCCAACUCGAGCCUCGUCCAUGCCUGCCUCGCGGCCAGGCCGGACCCGCAGCUCGGUCAUUCGCUCAACACGCCCAGCUCGACCUCGACCGGUGGCGGCGCCACUUCGAUGGCCGCGACCACGGCCGGACGGAGCUCGCGCAGCGGUCGGUUCUCGGUGCUCGAGGUGAUGGCCAAGCACCUCGUCGAUCGGCGGUACGACCUGCCGGAGCGCGAGUGGCACUCGCUGCACCGCACCAUCCUCAUCCUUCUGACGCAGGCGGCCAUCAAGGCGCGGGACACGCACAUCAUCCUGGCCGACUCGGCGCCGCUGCUGGCCGCCCUGGUCAAGUGUCUCUCGCUCGAUGCCGACACGCUCUGGAACGAAGGCGCGCACGGCAUCCUCGCCACUCUGCGGCCAGAGCUGCUCCCGGCCGCAUCGGGCCGACAGGACCUCGAGACGGGCCUUGAGCACCUGGUGGAGCGGCUUACGCUCGACGUCCGUCUGCUGACGGUGCUCUACCGCUACCCGCUUCCACCCUCAGUGGGACCCGGGGAAGGCAGCGACAGCCAGUAUUCUGCGGCGGGCGACUCGGAUCCGGACGCCUUUGACGGCGCCUCGACGCGGUGGGGGCUCAUCAGCCUCGCGCAGAAGCUCGAGGAUCAGGAGACGUACAACAUGCUCAACGGCAUCCGACAGACAUUCACCGUCGCCCUCAACCGGAUCGCAUUUGCGCCCGAGCCUGACUGGAUCGACGAGGAAAAGGAAAUGUCCCUGACCCGGCUGAAGCUCCUCGACCUCGACCUCGACCUCGACGCCGACGCCGAUGCCGACGCCUCAGCGGCCGCAAGGGACGAUGAGGAUCCGGAACGGAAAAGGAGAAGAGCAGCGGUGGAGAAGAGGGUGAGGAGACUCGCAACGGCCUCUGCCCGCCUGGAAUCCGUGGCGGAUCUGGCGGGUGACCUUGUGGACUUGGUGCUCUCGCCCGACGAGGUCGAUGAGAUCUACGAGCUGCUGGCCGACGAAGAGGACGAGGGCGAGGAUGACGAGGAACAACGCGCACGGGCACACGCGGAGCAACAGCGUCGUCUGCACCCCGGCGUGGGUCGAUCGGAGCAAGCGGCAAGCGAAAACGAUAUGGACGAGGACGAGGAAGCCAUCGCGGCCGCUGCCCAUCCGAUACAGGAUGACGCACCGAUCCAGCAUCACCAGCACCAGCACCAGCACCAGCAUCAGCACCAGCACCCCGCACCGCAAGACGGCCGUCGAUCCAUACCGCCACCGCCGCCACCCGACGAUCUCGGCAGCGAGACCGAGACCGAACCCGAAGACGCUAUCGACCACAAUGGUCGAACCAUCGCUACGCCACCACCACCGCAGCCGCAGCCGCCGCCGCAACCGCUCACGACACGGGCGUCGCGACCCAGAGCGGCGGCGACGGCUGCCAAGUCGGCCCUCAAGCAGCAGCAGCGAGAGGUCGUCGAGAUCCUCGAUUCCGACUCGGACUCCAAUCCGUAG
Messenger RNA from Pseudozyma flocculosa PF-1, 4515 nucleotides. RefSeq lists its product as uncharacterized. Gene Ontology annotation, biological process: DNA damage checkpoint signaling. The record is from RefSeq and is a predicted model, not a curated record. Lineage: Eukaryota; Fungi; Basidiomycota; Ustilaginomycetes; Ustilaginales; Ustilaginaceae. The transcript has a single exon. The coding region runs from base 1 to 4515 and encodes 1504 amino acids.